AUGCCCUACUUGCACUGGGAGGAAGAUCGUAAGCGCGACAAGAUGGCUAAAAUUAUCGACAAGGAUUCGGAGAGAAACCGAGAGGAACUUGAGAAGCAGCGCAAUGCAGCCCGGGCCCGGAGAGUAAGCGAACGUACUUUCAAGCCAACCCCUACCAACAACAAGCAAGUACGAAACCUGCUCGAGCCCGACCUUUGCCGUAUCAGGCACCACGACAAAGUUUCUCCGAUUCAUAAGGAAAGCAUCAUCAAAGCUUGGAAGAAGAACGCAGGCGGAAAACCGAACGGCAAGCAAGAGAAGACUAUGGUCGACGUUGCUAGUGGACUAGCAACAGGGGGUGCGGUUGAACAUGAGCACGGCAGUGAUGGCGACAACCUGUGGUCUGUCCCCAAGCUGGAAUGCUCCGAUCAUGGGAGGCUGCGGAUUGAGAACAAGCUAGGGCAGUUUCUUUUGGAUUCCGCAAGGCUGUAUGAGGCAAUGUCCAUGUAUAGAGAUCAGUGUCUGGUUGAGAAGUACCUUCACCACGAUCCACCUCUACAUCCCCGACGCACCCUCGACCAGUCUUACUACUGGACUCUAAAGACAACAAAAGCGAGAGACAGAGACCAAGUUGUCUAUCGUGGCACAACUAUGGAUGAGAGAAACAUCCAUAGAUUUCGAGAACGCCGUGGAGACCCUGCACAGUCUUGUAAAGAGAAGAAACCGUUUCGGCGCUUCUCUUCUCCCUCAACCACUGAGCAAAACACUGGCUGUGAUGUUCAGGCCUCAUCCGAAAGCAAUUUCGGCCGCUAUAAAUGGGAUGGCCACUGGACGAAGACCGACGAGGACGGCUGCGACCACUGUAGAGACGAGAUACGCAAAGUGUCCAGGAUUGUCAUGGUUGACCAGCUGUGGAUGUGGAUCUUGGACAAGCGGACGAUCAUCACCAGUUUCCCGAAAAGAUACGGCGCCAACAAGUCAGAUCCCUCGGGAGUUCACAAGUCGAUACGCACCCGUAUCAAGCACGCUCGCAAGAACCAAAUUCGAUCUGUCUUUGAUGUAGCGCUCAUCAUUCUCGAUGAGUGCUCGAACACAUUCUUCGACAGGACCAAAACACCAGAUCGACAUCCGCAGGUCAUGGACAUAUUCGCCGAGUCCAUCGGCACUCUGCAUCUAUGGCACUGGACUGAGCAAGCCUCCAAGGUGUACCAUUCCAAGUCAGCGUUUGAGGACACAUCCCAUCUUCACGUCCCGCUUCUUAAUAUCAACCCCGAGGGCAAGCUGCAGCGAGAGAUAAAAGAUAUUAUCGAUGAGCUAGACAUCAUGAUACAUGUCAAUGGGAAACAGAGGGAGGUCAUCAAACGGUUUGUAAAGCACGUUGAAAACAUCUACGACCCGAGUGGUAAGUGGCGGGACGAGACACUCAGCCCGGAUGGCAACCGGGACUACUUUCGUUCCCGGUCAAUGUCGCGAAGUGGCGAAGAGGUCAGAUCUACGGAAGAGGCUAGGAAACAAGAGGAACGCGAGAAGGAUGAGUUUACUUCGUUCCGCAAACAGGCAUACGAUCUCAUAUCGGAUGUGGACGACCGAAUGAACGAGCUCGAAAGCCUGCGCAAAAGCGCCGAAACUACAUCGCAAGGCAUCAAAGACCUUCUCGACCUGAAACAGCAGCAGGCUAGCAUUCUGCAGGCAUGGCAGUCAGUCAGACAGGCAGACGAGAGCGUUCGCCAAGGAAGAUCUGUCAUGAUCUUUACGAUUGUUACCAUCAUAUUUGCUAACAUUGAUGCCAAGCUACCACUGUCGUUCAUGUCUAGUGUGUUCGGCAUGAACAAUAGAGAUAUCGGCGACACCAACAUGUCUUUUGGAGACCAGGCGAGUUGGAUGUAUUGGAGAGUGGAAGAAAGACUGGACGACGAGCGAUAA
Colletotrichum fioriniae is the source of this 1902-nucleotide messenger RNA. The record is from RefSeq and is a predicted model, not a curated record. NCBI's taxonomy places the organism in Eukaryota, Fungi, Ascomycota, Sordariomycetes, Glomerellales, Glomerellaceae.